Gracilinanus agilis (Agile Gracile Mouse Opossum) is the source of this 3429-nucleotide messenger RNA. It is a transcript of the gene SLC12A5, whose product is annotated as solute carrier family 12 member 5. Gene Ontology annotation, biological process: potassium ion homeostasis; chemical synaptic transmission; chloride transmembrane transport. Gene Ontology annotation, molecular function: potassium:chloride symporter activity. Lineage: Eukaryota; Metazoa; Chordata; Mammalia; Didelphimorphia; Didelphidae. The record is from RefSeq and is a predicted model, not a curated record. The coding region runs from base 1 to 3429 and encodes 1142 amino acids. Gene Ontology annotation, cellular component: membrane. The transcript has 26 exons.
AUGAGCCGGAGGUUCACAGUCACCUCUCUGUCCCCUGGGGGACACCAGAGGCCCUCCAGCCCGGGUCCCCUCUCGGACCCCGACCGGCUUGGUUGCCGGGGAGAAGACGCCAAAGGUAGCGGAGGCUCCGAGGGUGAUGGCAACCCCAAGGAAAGCAGUCCCUUCAUCAAUAACACUGACUCUGAAAAGGGCAAGGAAUAUGAUGGCAAGAACAUGGCUCUGUUUGAGGAGGAGAUGGACACCAGUCCCAUGGUGUCAUCCUUGCUUAGUGGUCUGGCCAACUAUACCAACUUGCCACAAGGCAGCCGGGAACAUGAGGAGGCUGAGAACAAUGAAGGUGGCAAAAAGAAACCUGUGCAGGCCCCUCGGAUGGGUACCUUCAUGGGUGUGUACCUUCCCUGCCUGCAAAACAUCUUUGGUGUCAUCCUUUUUCUGAGGCUUACUUGGGUGGUGGGCAUUGCAGGCAUCAUGGAAUCCUUCUGCAUGGUCUUUAUCUGCUGCUCAUGUACUAUGCUGACUGCCAUCUCCAUGAGUGCCAUUGCUACCAAUGGUGUUGUGCCAGCUGGUGGUUCCUACUAUAUGAUCUCUCGGUCACUGGGCCCUGAAUUCGGGGGAGCUGUAGGCCUUUGCUUCUACCUUGGCACUACCUUUGCAGGAGCCAUGUACAUUCUGGGCACUAUCGAGAUCCUGCUGGCAUACAUAUUCCCAGCCAUGGCCAUCUUCAAGGCGGAGGAUGCGAGUGGAGAGGCUGCUGCUUUGCUGAACAAUAUGCGUGUGUAUGGCACCUGUGUGCUCACAUGCAUGGCCACAGUCGUCUUUGUUGGUGUCAAAUAUGUCAACAAGUUUGCACUUGUCUUCCUUGGCUGUGUCAUCCUCUCCAUCCUUGCCAUCUAUGCGGGGGUCAUCAAGUCUGCCUUUGACCCACCCAAUUUCCCAAUCUGCCUUUUGGGGAACCGUACCCUCUCACGACAUGGCUUUGACAUCUGUGCCAAGUUAGCCUGGGAGGGCAAUGAGACGGUGACCACCAGGCUGUGGGGGCUGUUCUGCUCCUCCCGAUUCCUCAAUGCCACCUGUGAUGAAUACUUCACUCGAAACAAUGUCACCGAGAUCCAAGGCAUCCCUGGAGCUGCCAGUGGCCUGAUCAAAGAAAACCUUUGGAGCUCCUACCUGACCAAAGAUGUGAUCGUAGAGAAGCAUGGGAUGCCUUCCAUACCCCUGCCGGAGGCAACCCCUCUCAACUUGGAUCAGCCCUAUGUCUUCAGCGACAUGACCUCUUAUUUCACCCUCCUGGUCGGCAUCUAUUUCCCCUCAGUCACAGGGAUAAUGGCUGGAUCCAAUCGCUCAGGGGACCUUCGUGAUGCCCAGAAGUCCAUCCCCACUGGCACCAUCUUGGCUAUUGCUACCACUUCUGCUGUCUACAUCAGCUCAGUUGUCCUGUUUGGGGCCUGCAUUGAGGGAGUCGUCCUGAGGGACAAGUUUGGUGAAGCAGUGAACGGGAACCUGGUGGUGGGUACCCUGGCAUGGCCCUCCCCAUGGGUCAUUGUCAUCGGCUCCUUCUUCUCCACCUGUGGUGCUGGGCUGCAGAGUCUCACAGGAGCCCCUCGCCUCCUGCAGGCUAUCUCCCGGGAUGGCAUUGUGCCCUUCUUGAGGGUCUUUGGCCAUGGCAAAGCCAAUGGGGAGCCAACAUGGGCCCUGCUCCUGACUGCCUGCAUCUGUGAGAUUGGCAUCCUCAUUGCCUCCCUAGAUGAAGUCGCACCCAUUCUAUCCAUGUUCUUUCUGAUGUGCUACAUGUUUGUGAACUUGGCCUGUGCGGUGCAGACACUACUGAGGACACCUAACUGGAGGCCCCGUUUCCGCUACUAUCACUGGACACUCUCCUUCCUGGGUAUGAGCCUCUGUUUGGCCCUGAUGUUCAUAUGCUCCUGGUACUAUGCCCUGGUUGCCAUGCUCAUUGCUGGUCUCAUCUACAAAUACAUUGAAUAUAGAGGGGCAGAGAAGGAGUGGGGAGAUGGGAUUAGAGGACUAUCCCUCAGUGCUGCCCGAUAUGCCCUGUUGCGGCUAGAAGAAGGGCCUCCCCAUACCAAAAACUGGAGACCCCAGCUGCUCGUGCUUGUUCGAGUGGACCAGGACCAGAAUGUGGUGCAUCCACAGCUACUCUCAUUGACCUCACAACUCAAGGCUGGGAAGGGUCUGACCAUUGUGGGCUCUGUGCUGGAGGGCACUUUCUUGGACAACCAUCCCCAGGCCCAGCGGGCAGAAGAGUCUAUUCGACGACUGAUGGAGGCUGAAAAGGUGAAGGGUUUCUGUCAGGUGGUGAUCUCUUCUAACCUUCGGGAUGGGGUGUCGCACCUUAUCCAGUCAGGAGGGCUUGGGGGCCUGCAGCAUAACACUGUGCUAGUUGGCUGGCCCCGGAACUGGCGUCAGAAGGAAGACCACCAGACCUGGAGGAACUUCAUUGAGUUGGUUCGGGAGACUACAGCUGGACACUUGGCCUUGCUUGUUACCAAGAAUGUAUCCAUGUUCCCUGGGAAUCCUGAGCGAUUCUCUGAGGGCAGCAUUGAUGUCUGGUGGAUUGUGCAUGAUGGUGGCAUGCUCAUGCUACUUCCUUUCCUGUUGAAGCACCACAAGGUCUGGCGUAAGUGCAAGAUGCGCAUCUUCACUGUGGCACAGAUGGAUGACAACAGCAUCCAGAUGAAGAAGGACCUGACAACAUUCCUGUACCACCUUCGAAUUACAGCAGAAGUGGAGGUGGUGGAGAUGCAUGAGAGUGACAUUUCUGCCUACACCUAUGAGAAGACACUGGUGAUGGAACAACGCUCACAGAUACUCAAACAAAUGCAUCUGACCAAGAAUGAGAGAGAGCGAGAGAUCCAAAGUAUCACAGAUGAGUCCCGUGGGUCAAUUCGGAGGAAGAACCCUGCUAACACUCGACUUCGGCUCAAUGUCCCUGAAGAAUCUGCAGGGGACAGUGAAGAGAAGCCAGAAGAGGAGGUGCAGCUGAUUCAUGACCAAAGUGCACCUAGCUUCCCCAGCAGCUCUCCAUCCCCUGGGGAGGAGCCUGAAGGAGGAGAGGCUGCUCCUGAGAAGGUGCAUCUCACUUGGACUAAAGAUAAGGUGGUGGCUGAGAAGAAUAAAGGACCCAGCCCAGUCUCCUCAGAAGGAAUCAAGGAUUUCUUCAGCAUGAAGCCUGAGUGGGAAAAUUUGAACCAGUCCAACGUGAGACGCAUGCACACAGCUGUGAGGCUGAAUGAGGCCAUCGUUAAGAAGUCGCAGGAUGCGAAGCUGGUGCUUCUCAAUAUGCCCGGACCACCACGCAACCGCAAGGGCGACGAGAACUACAUGGAGUUCCUGGAGGUUCUCACAGAGCACCUGGACCGGGUGAUGUUAGUGCGCGGUGGUGGCCGUGAGGUCAUCACCAUCUACUCCUGA